AAGUAAAACUGUUGUGACAGGAGCUAGCAGUGACGUUAGUGCAUGCGUUAGCCAGCUCAGCUAGCCGUUUGUCUCCCAGCUUUAAACUGUCAUUUCAGCAACACGGAGGAUGUAGCGUUUUUCAAGUUGAUCGUUUUACAUUAAAAAUACACCGUAAAAAUAAAACGUUUUGUUCAGUGGCGAACACAGUCUGGAUGUGAGAGGACACAACGAAGCAAUCGCUGGUUUUCAGUCUGUGGGGAAACCAUUUUAUGAUUGUCAAUGCAUCCGACACAUAAGGAUACACUCGUCUCGCUAGCUUAAUUUAGCUAGCUAAACGAUAUUGUCUGUGUCGUGGAUGGGUUCACUGUACAAGGUACUCCUGGAAGAAACGGUGACCGGUGCUUGGCGAACAACAUGGAUACUGCCGAAGAAGCGGAUAUUUGUCGUGUGUGCCGCUCUGAGGGGACCCCAGACAAACCCCUGUACCACCCCUGUGUCUGCACUGGCAGUAUCAAGUUUAUCCACCAGGAAUGUUUGGUCCAGUGGCUAAAGCACAGCAGGAAGGAGUACUGUGAAUUAUGCAAGCACAGAUUUGCUUUCACACCAAUCUACUCCCCAGACAUGCCAUCACGUCUGCCCAUCCAGGACAUUUGUGCCGGCCUGCUGACCAGUGUGGGCACGGCCAUCCGCUACUGGUUUCAUUACACACUGGUGGCCUUCGCCUGGCUCGGGGUGGUUCCUCUCACUGCAUGUCGCAUCUACAAGUGUCUGUUUACCGGCUCUGUGAGCUCACUUUUGACACUGCCAUUGGACAUGCUCUCUACAGAGAACCUGCUUGCAGAUUGUCUACAGGGCUGCUUUGUGGUCACCUGCACGCUGUGUGCAUUUAUCAGUCUGGUGUGGCUCAGAGAACAGAUAGUCCAUGGUGGCGCCCCCCAGUGGUUAGAGCAGCACCAGCCGCCGCCACCAAAUGCAGCCGGACAAGCCAAUGAGGCACAAGCUGCAGGCCAAGGAGCAGCUAAUGAGCCCCCUGCAGCGCAGCCAGCCCCUGCUGAUCCACCAGCCCAGAAUGAAGCAGAGCCUGAGCCCCCUGAUGUCCCCCCAGACCAAGGUGAUGACCCAGAGCUGGAAGAAGAGGAGGGAGCAGCAGCUGAAGAUGCAGAUCCCAACAAUGGAGCACAAGAUGACAUGAAUUGGAAUGCUUUGGAGUGGGACAGAGCGGCAGAAGAGCUCACAUGGGAAAGGGUAUCUCUGCAUGACAUUACCCAUCUCCAAACACCCCCAUGCCUUAUGCUUGGCCUGGAUGGUUCACUGGUAUUUUUGGAGCAUGUUUUUUGGGUAGUGUCACUCAACACACUCUUCAUCCUGGUUUUUGCAUUUUGUCCUUACCACAUUGGGCACUUCUCUGUCGUUGGUCUUGGCUUUGAGGAAUAUGUCCAAGCCUCCCACUUUGAGGGCUUAAUCACAACCAUUGUGGGCUACAUACUGCUGGCUAUGACGCUCAUCCUCUGUCAUGGACUGGCUGCUCUGGUCAGGUUCCAGCGCUCCCGACGUCUCCUAGGAGUUUGCUACAUUGUUGUCAAGGUCUCUCUGCUGGUUGUCGUGGAGAUUGGUGUUUUUCCACUCAUCUGUGGCUGGUGGCUUGACAUCUGCUCCUUAGAGAUGUUUGAUGCCUCCCUGAAAGACAGAGAGUUAAGUUUUAAAUCAGCCCCUGGUACCACCAUGUUCCUGCACUGGCUUGUGGGAAUGGUCUACGUCUUCUACUUUGCUUCUUUCAUCCUCCUACUGAGAGAGGUGCUGAGGCCAGGAGUGCUGUGGUUUCUAAGAAACCUCAAUGACCCAGAUUUUAACCCGGUGCAGGAGAUGAUUCACCUGCCCAUCUACAGACACCUGCGGCGGUUCAUCCUGUCCGUGGUGGUGUUCGGCUCAAUCGUGUUGCUCAUGCUGUGGCUGCCCAUCAGGCUGAUCAAACUACUGCUGCCCACCUUCCUCCCAUACAACGUCAUGCUCUACAGUGAUGCCCCAGUCAGCGAGCUGUCUUUGGAGCUAUUAUUACUUCAGGUUGUGCUGCCAGCUCUAUUGGAGCAGGGACACACUCGCCAGUGGCUCAAAGGCCUGGUCAGGGCCUGGACAGUCAGUGCUGGAUAUUUACUAGAUCUCCACUCGUACCUCCUCGGAGAGCAGGAGGACAAUGAUGCGAACCAGCCUGUGAACAACAACAACAAUAACAACCCUCCUCCUGGUCACCAUAACAACAAUAACAACCCUGCACCAGCUGUUGGCGAGGGGCUGCAUGCAGCCCAUCAGGCCAUCCUGCAGCAAGGGGGACCAGUGGGAUUCCAGCCUUACCACAGACCCCUUCGCUUCCCAUUCAGGAUUGUGUUGCUUAUAGCAUUCAUGUGCAUCACUCUGCUGGUGGCCAGUCUGGUGUGCCUAACCCUGCCAGUGUUCACCGGGCGAUGGUUGAUGUCCUUCUGGACAGGAAACUCCAAAAUCCACGAGCUGUACACAGCAGCCUGCGGCCUGUAUGUCUGCUGGCUGUCUAUCCGCGGAGUCACUGUGCUGCUGGCCUGGAUGCCCCAGGGACGCACCGUCAUCAUGCUCAAAGUCCAGGAGUGGACACUCAUGAUUCUGAAGACCCUGGUUGUAGCUCUGCUGGUCGCUGGAGUCAUCCCGCUGCUACUGGGCCUGCUGUUUGAACUGGUCAUUGUGGCUCCGCUCAGGGUACCCCUGGACCAAACACCUCUCUUCUACCCUUGGCAGGACUGGGCUCUUGGAGUGCUCCAUGCCAAAAUCAUUGCUGCCAUCACUCUGAUGGGCCCUCAGUGGUGGCUGAAGACUGUUAUUGAGCAGGUUUAUGCAAACGGAAUUCGCAACAUUGACCUCCAGUUCAUCAUUCGUAAACUGGCAGCUCCUGUCAUCUCAGUCCUGCUGCUGUCCUUGUGUGUGCCGUAUGUAAUCGCUGCUGGGGUGGUGCCUGCUGUAGGAGUUACCCCAGAGAUGGAGAUUCUAAUGCAGAGGAGAAUCUACCCAUUCCUCUUGAUGGUGGUCUCGCUUAUCGGCAUCCUGUCCUUCCAGAUCCGACAGUUUAAACGCCUUUAUGAACACAUCAAGAACGACAAGUACCUGGUUGGACAGAGGCUUGUCAACUACGAACGGAAAGCUGGAAGAGCAAGCUCAGUCCCUCCCCCCAACCCUGUUGCAGAGUAGAUUUUUGUCACACGUUGCCACAUUUUUGCACCUGUUGCCCUGCAUACAUCCUGUUUCCCCCUUUACCCCACCCUUUUUGAUUUUUAACUCAGUCCUUGGACCGUAAUCAUUUUGAAUCUCCUGUGGAUCUUAGUGGAUUUGAUGGAUUUCUGAAUUCCUUUUCACACCCAUCAAAGGUCAGAUGACAAAAUGUAUUACAAUCAUGGGACAGCUGAGUAAUCCCCCUCAGACAAACGGAGUAGUCAUGAGGGGUGAGAGUUAAAGGUUUGAUUUGAAGCUCAACAUCUGUAUUGUCAUUCAUGCCUUGCUUUGUAAAGUACUGCCUGAUAAUUGUACAUGUGUAAAUACUUUGAAUGCAGACUAAAAAAAAGAUGGAUAUGGAUUAAUGCAGUGACCAUUGUACAUCUUAAAAGUGUAUGUAUAAUUUAUUAAAUCAAACUGACAAUUUA
Messenger RNA from Siniperca chuatsi (mandarin fish), 3641 nucleotides. RefSeq names its product E3 ubiquitin-protein ligase MARCHF6. The record is from RefSeq and is a predicted model, not a curated record. Lineage: Eukaryota; Metazoa; Chordata; Actinopteri; Centrarchiformes; Sinipercidae. The transcript has 25 exons. Gene Ontology annotation, molecular function: zinc ion binding. Bases 397 to 3192 code for a protein of 931 amino acids. Gene Ontology annotation, cellular component: endoplasmic reticulum membrane.